Molecule: messenger RNA, 13015 nt
Organism: Acanthopagrus latus (yellowfin seabream)
Lineage: Eukaryota; Metazoa; Chordata; Actinopteri; Spariformes; Sparidae
Gene: tet3
Product: tet methylcytosine dioxygenase 3
Exons: 10
Coding region: 1874-7705 (1943 amino acids)
Biological process (GO): oxidative demethylation; positive regulation of transcription by RNA polymerase II
Cellular component (GO): nucleus
Molecular function (GO): DNA 5-methylcytosine dioxygenase activity
Source: RefSeq, a predicted model, not a curated record
CACAGUUGAACUAGAAGUUAACUGAGGCACAGUUACGGACUGUGUGCCUUCCAGUUAUAAUGUAAUUAGUCACGUUGUUGUUUUAUCUAGCUGAAAAGUAACCCAUUGUGUUCAGGGAUGAUUUAAGGACAACUCUCGUGGGCGAACCUGAAUGGCAGCAUGGUGGUGCAUGACUGUAAUCACACUGACACAUCUUAAAGCCCAGAAAAAUACUUUUAACGUCUGCAUUUCCGUCUUUGUUCCUUAUUUACAUUAUCUAGAAAACGUUUAUUCUCUAUUUGCCAAAGAUAGCCAAACGUGACUAAGUUAAACAGCAAAAACGUUGAGCAAUGUUUUACCUGAAAUGACACCGCUUCUUUUGAGUCAUCAUGAGAACAUGUGUUUGUGUCGAGAGUAGAGAGGUUAAUGUGAUUGACCUUUUUCUCCCUGCAUACAGUAAAUUAUGAUGUACAUGCUUGAUUUACAAGGUUGUUUUUUUAGAAUGUUUUGGAAACAGCUGAAAUGUCGAUGUUGAGUUUCCAUCCUCUUUGUUGAUGUUUAGGUAAAAUCUUUGUUUUGCUCAGCUGUGUAUGUGGACAGGGAUGAUCUGAGUCAGAGCUCAUGGUUUUACAAUGCGUGAGGUAAUGUGUUCUAUUGAAAGUACGGUACUCUCCUCUGGGUCACAUGCUCAGCUUACUGUUCUGAUUUCUUGAUGUUGAUUUAAAAAUGGUGACAGUGUUUAAGCUGUGUGAUGUCAUUCAGUUAUGGCACUGUUUAUAUGAGACCUGGCUGUGACGACUGCCGGUCUGUCAAGGUCUCUUCCAGAUUUAUUUUGGCACGUGUCACGUUACCGGUAUUGCUUCGACAAAUACAUUAAGAAUGGGAAAAAAGAUUGCUACGAGCACAUCGUUACAGGAUCGGAAAGGUCUGCUGUGUGAAGCGUUUCUUUGAAAUGAGGAACUGUGCGUGGAGAGCAUGUGAUUCAGGGGUUAAGUCGAGUCUUGAGCUAGAAAUGCUGUGUCACAGCAGCCGGGGGAGUGAACAAGCACAAGUGAGGCGGGUGAAUGAAAGAGCGUGUUUUUGAGUGUCCGUUGGUGUAAGGUGUUGGUGAUAGUAGAGAGUGGGCACAUGUGACAUCCUCCAGUGGUGGAGGCAAGCGUCCUGGUGGAAACCACUGAUGAUGAUGAUGAUGAUGAUGAUGAUGACGAUGCAGCUACGUCAUCGCCACAUGUGUUUCCUACCUCUCUUGCUCACUGCUCUCCCUCUCUUCUCAUUGGUGCCGCCUGGUCAUGUGACCUAAUGCUCUACUUCUCCUCUCCUUCCCUCAGACAGCUUAGGCUGCGCUGUGUUUCUCUUUGGGAUUGACGCUCAUCUGUGUGUGUAUAUACGAAUAUGUGUGGCAACAGAGAGUCAGACAGUGUACAAUGUACAGGGCCAGGAGAGAGCGAGUGUUGGAACGGUAAUGCAAUAAGCUAUGCUAGGAGGAGAAAAGACUCAGGAAGCAAAACAGAGAGACAAACUGAGAGAGGGAGGCAGAGGCAGUUAGAGAAAGCCAGAGAAAAUGAGAGAUCAAGAGAGACCAAGAGACACAGGGAAAGUAAGAGAAGCAGGGAAAGGCUACUGAAGUUGAUCCAGCCAUAGCGCAGUGUAGCCGGCACACGCUCAGUAAUAUAAAGAGAAAAAAUACUACGCAGGAGCUGACAACGAUCUGCAAGGGAAAGACGGCCAUGUUUUUCCCCCUCCUCCUGGUUAAAUCUGCUCCAAAACUCCAGAAAUGUUGGAGAGAAGAGAGGAGACGCCGCAAGGCCGGUCAGCCAGCAAGUGGGCGAGAGGAAACAUCCAGCAAUCACGAAGACGUUGAUGAUGAUACCGGCAAUGACGCCAAUGCAGAACAAUGACUGUUCGAGAAGUCACUUCAGUGCAUGGCCCCAGAAGUGGAGGCCAGAUGGAAAUUGGGUCACAUGACCGCCUCCAGGAAGGCGCACUGAGCCUGGAACUGGCCAAUGGGGUAAAUCGCUACCCUAAUAAUGAUGAGACAUCUAUGGAAACAGAGCAGCAGAGGGCAGGAAGCAUGCCUCCAAGGCAGUGGGUGGCAGGGCAUGGCAAGGUCAAUGACACCCAACAACAGCAACUGUGUUGGAACAGCAGCCAUGGUACAAAGCCUGGUGAACCUGUCCACCACGCAGACAUGGAGGACGCCCACAAUCUGGUGGCUUUUUCUGCUAUUGCUGGCACUUUGCCUCCUUCCUCCUCCUCAUCUUGUCUAGUGCAGCCCAACACAGCGCAGCUGUAUGAGAAGUUCACCCAGGAGAUGGGCUCUGAGGGUGCUCAGACCAGACUCUCUGCAGGGGCUCCUGAGGGCAGCUGCCAACCUCCAGAAGACCUGAAUACCCUACAGUCAGCACUGAGCCAAGCCAAACAUGGACACAAGCCCCCCAACUGCAACUGUGAUGGCCCUGACUGUCCAGAUUACCUUGAGUGGCUGGAGAAGAAAAUUAAGUUGGCAACAAGUGAGGAUCAAGGUUCCUGCAAGAUGGCUGAUACUCCCCAACACUUACAGUCUCACCUACAGCAACCACAUUUGCAGCAUCACCCUCAACCCUACUCCCAAGUGAAUGGUGGCCAUCGAGUGUCUACUUCAUACCCCCAGCAGCAAGAUGGAACUCAUUUAGACCAAGUGCCCUGCUCCAAGCCCCCAAUUCCCUGCUCUCCCCAGGUGCUCUCCAUAGCCAAGGAAAAGAACGUCAGUCUUCAGACAGCCAUCGCCAUAGAAGCCCUCACCCAGUUAUCUGGUACUGGUCCGCAAGCUGCUGGCACUCCAGGUCAAGGCCCUUACAACAGUAACCUCCAUCACCAACAACAUAUACAAAACCUCCCAUCUCAACCCCUAAAUGGCACUAGCUUGAUUGUGUCCUCUCCUGGCACAAACUCAUCCUCUUCACGCUCUCAAUCCGUCCCUCCAGGACUACACACCAGCCAGCAGGCCCUGUUAUCCUUUGAGCACCACAGGCCCCAAUCCCAGGGCCAGCCACCCCAUGCUACCCCUCUUCCAUCCUCUACCUCUCCCUUCCCAGGUCAGGGAAAACAUCCAGGCUUCAGCCCUACUCCCCAGCAGUGGCAGCAGGGCUCAGGCCGAGGCUCUGAACAGAAAAAUCCAUGGAUGUGUAUGAAGUCUGAAGCCCAGUCUCACUAUGCCGCAGCACCUCACAGUAGCUCAGACCCUAUGUCAGAGCUCAAACAGCUGCUUGGUGAUACCAGUGGCAAGUUCAGCAAUGCUCCUUUCAAGCUUCCAGUCACACAGCAGUUCAGAAUGAGCCAGAAUGGAGGUGUCCAAGCCCUAGACAACCCAGCAUUGGCCAGGAUAAAGCAAGAGCCAGACUCUGGUGAGCACUACCAUCACACUGCCUCCAUGGGACAUUAUGGCAUGGCUAACUGUCAGCCGCAGGGUCAGCACUACCCUGGCUCUCCCCUGUCUCCUGGCCAAGCAGCCAUCAGUCACUCCACUCAGGCAGCUCUGCAACAGCACCUUCACUACAAGAGGAACCUCUUCUCUAACCACUCCCCUGGCUUUGGAGUACCAGGCCCUCAUGCACCUCUGGCUUGCCAAAACUUGAAAAAAUGGUGGCCGCAGAUAGAGGCAGACAGUUUGUCACUAGCCAACAAACAGGAACCCAAGGAGCCCAAAAAGAAAAAAAGCAGCCAAGGGUCUCCUGUCAUAAAAGCUAUGAGUGGGAUGCUUUCGGUCCCUCCCCUGCCCAAGCCCAAACAGAUAGUCAUCAAGAAGACCAAGCAGAAAGCCUCCAUGCCAACCUUCCUGCCUCAGACUCAAAUCACCAUACAAAAACCACCAGUCCUCAUGAUGGACAGAGCCCCGGCCCUGACCAGCCUGCAACCAGGUUCUUUCCCCCCUCUGCCCCUCCACAGUAACCCCACUCAGGCUGCUGCUGCAGGCCUCCCUGCCCCAGCCCAAUCUCAGGUAUCCAUUUCCAACCCCUCUUCCAUUGUUUCUGCUUUGUCAGAAAACACUCCAGCCCUCAUAGGUGCUCUGCCCCCACCUGUGGCCCCGGUAGACCAUGCUAAGUCAGAGCGAGCAGGCAGCCUGGCCUCCAGUAAUACCAGCACCACUACACCUCUGACCUCCACAUCUCCAUCUAGCACCUCACAAUUACCAGGGCUUAUCAACAUAGACCCAAAGUACGAAGAACUUAUCCGCCAGUUUGAGGCUGAAUUUGGGGACACUGAGGGGCCUGCUACCCAGCCAAUGGAUGAAAAAGCUACAGGCCCUCAGCUGGAGAAUCUGUCUCAGACCAGUCCUCAAGACCUAAGUCCCACAUCAUCCAAAUCCCAGUCAGAUCCCUCAAUUGCCACCACUAAAGCCAGCUCCAAACCUCAUCCAAGCGAUCAGGAGAUGGAGGUCAAUAAAGAUGAGUCAGGGACCCAAAGUGAAGUCACCUUGAAUCAGACAUCCACAAAAAGCCCAAUGGAGGGGCAGGGUGAAGUCGCUCUUCAUCAGGAGGCUAUUCUGGAAAAGCAGCAGCCUAAUGUAUCAGAGGAUAAGUUCAGCAUGCCAGGCUCUCCGCUGCCGAAACGCAUGAAGAUUGAAACCUCGGGUGAUAUAGCAAUACUUUCCACUACGUGCUAUUCCGAAGAGGACACGCCCACUAAGGAAAGUCUACCUUCGUCUCCAUCUCUCAGAGGCUUCCUAGAGUCUCCUCUGCGCUACCUGGAAAGCCCUACCAAGACCUUGCUUGACACUCCUUCCAAGGAUCUACAGGCAGAGUUCCCUGUUUGCACCUGUGUGGAACAAAUUGUGGAAAAGGAUGAAGGGCCCUACUACAAUCACCUGGGAUCUGGACCUACUGUAGCUUCCAUACGAGACCUGAUGGAGAGGAGGUAUGGAGAGAAGGGGGAUGCCAUCCGGAUUGAGAAGGUGGUGUAUACAGGCAGAGAGGGGAAGAGCUCUCGAGGAUGUCCUAUUGCUAAGUGGGUAAUCCGCCGUGGCAGCGAGAAGGAGAAGCUCCUGUGUCUGGUUCGUGAGCGUGCUGGUCAUCACUGUGCCAACGCUGUCAUCAUCAUCCUGAUUAUGGCCUGGGAAGGUGUCCCGAGGGCUCUGGCUGACGCGCUGUACCACGAGCUCACUGACAGCCUCACCAAAUAUGGCAACCCCACCAGCCGACGCUGCGGCCUCAAUGAUGAUCGUACCUGUGCGUGUCAAGGCAAGGACCCUGAAACUUGUGGGGCUUCCUUCUCCUUCGGUUGCUCAUGGAGUAUGUACUUCAAUGGCUGUAAGUACGCCCGAAGCAAAAUGCCACGCAAGUUCAGGCUACAAGGAGAUCACCCUGAAGAGGAGGACAAACUCAGGAAUAGUUUCCAGAAUCUGGCAACUGAGGUGGCUCCUUUGUACAAGCAGUUGGCCCCACAGGCGUACAGUAACCAGUGUUUGUCAGAGUCAAAAGCUCCAGAAUGCAGGCUUGGCUUGAAGGAAGGCCGUCCAUUCUCUGGAGUCACUGCUUGCAUGGACUUCUGUGCCCAUGCUCACAAGGACCAGCAUAACCUCUACAAUGGUUGCACAGUGGUGUGUACUUUGACUAAGGAGGACAACCGUGAGGUGAAGAGGAUCCCUGAGGAUGAGCAGCUUCACGUGUUGCCACUUUACAAGGUCUCCCUGACUGAUGAGUUUGGCAAUGAGGAGGCACAGCGCCUCAAGAUGAAGACGGGGGCAAUUCAGGUGCUCCAGGCUUUCCGCCGCGAGGUACGCAAGUUGCCUGAACCUGCCAAGUCCUGCCGACAGCGUAGACUGGAGGCUAAGAAAGCUUCCUCCGAGAAGAAGAAAAAUAAACUCUUGCAGCAGGCAGGGGAAACACCAGAGAAAACUGUGGUUAAGGCUGAGGUCUGCAUCACUGGUUCCCCUCAACUCCAAGGCAAUAAAGCAAUGAUCAAACAAGAGGUGAAGCCCAACAUCAAGAAGGAGCACUUCAAUGGAUCAAUAGAUGGAUACCCCAUGCAGGCAGCAGACCCAUUCAACAACAUCUAUCCACACCCUGCCUUCUAUGCAAGGGGAGGCCUUCCCCCAACUGGCCAGCCCUCUGCACCAGACCCAGUAAAUGGUUACCACCACAACCUGCCCGCAAUGCACAAUGGCUAUUACAACUACCCCCCCAAUGCACUUUUCCGCCCUAAGCUGAGGACCUAUGAGGGUCGAAAUAGCUCUUUGCCCAAAGCAGGCAGCAAGGUUGACCAGGUCGACAAGAAGCCUGAUAUUCAGAGCCUCCAGGCCCGAAUGGCCCAGUCCUACCCUAACUACCCCGAGCAACCCAACCAACCAAACUACAGCAGUUACACCCAGCCUGCUGACUACAACCAGUCCCGUCCGUCCUCAGUCACCUCGGAGUCCUCCAACAGAGGAACGCCAAUCAUCAAACAGGAGCCUAUGGAUGUGCCAGUCUAUGAAGGCACAAUGCCCAGCCAGGCUGGUGCAAGCACACCGAGCACCACCCCCCAGCCUGCGGCCUGGCCAGGUCACAAGCUUAAUGGAAGUAUCGUUCCCACCAACUGGGAGGGCCAUCUGAACCCUAAACAACGUGCUGAAGCCUCAUUGUUGAACCCAGACAAGCAGCAGUUUCACCAGCAUCCCCAGCAGCAGCAGCCCACUCCUUAUCCCCAGCAGUGGACAUCCUACCCUGGCUCAAAUGCCCAGAUGCCUUCCCCUGCCCCAUCGCCAUUACACCAGGUACCUUCUUCUCCAUCUCCGUCCCCUCACCUAGGCACAGCACUCCCAGGUAACAUACAUCAAGGCUCCUCAUACCCUGGCACCCCACGUUCAAGCACCCCUCACCCAGGUACACCACAGCCUGGUGGCUCUAACUCAGGCUCAGUUACACCACAGCCAGGUACCCCAAGGCACUGGGCCAGCCCUGCUCCUAGUCCUCAGCCAAAUGCUUGGGCCAUGGGACCUGCAGUGUAUAGCCCUGGUUUGAAGCACAGCAAUCCUGCAGGAGCUUACCCUGACAAGAUCUGGUCCAAGACAGGUGAAAGUCGGUGUUCCACUCCCCUUGGGCUCCAAGAGAAGGCCUGGAAGUCCUGUGGAGGUUCAGUGGCAGGCAGUACCCCGUCCCCUGCCCCUGAGGGUCGCCUCUUCCCUGAUGCCCUGCAGCAGUCAGAUCAAGCCUGCUGGAACCGCAGCCAUGCUGAGAGUGACGUUGAGAGCAACAAGGGCCGUGACGACGAUGAUGAUGAGGUGUGGUCUGACAGUGAGCACAACUUCCUGGAUCCCAACAUUGGUGGUGUAGCUGUAGCACCAGCCCAUGGCUCCAUCCUGAUUGAAUGUGCUCGUCGGGAACUACAUGCUACCACUCCGCUCAAAAAGCCUGAUCGCUCCCACCCCACCCGCAUCUCCCUGGUCUUCUACCAGCACAAGAACCUCAACCAGCCCAUGCACGGCCUAGCUCUGUGGGAGGCCAAAAUGAAGCUGCUGGCAGAGAGAGCGCUGCAGAGGCAGCAGGAAGCGGCUCUCCUUGGCCUCUCCCAGGAGGACAUCAAGGCCCUUGGAAAGAAACGCAAGUGGGGGGCUACAGUGGCAGGUGCCAGUCCAGGUCCUGGACAAUCUAAAGACAAGAGGGAGGGGCCAGUGACGCGGUUAGCCCCCACGUUCCAAACGACCUCUAUGGUUACUGUGUCUCCCUAUGCCUUCACCCGCCUCACUGGGCCCUACAGCCACUUUGUCUGAGGUCAGUAAGACACAAACAGACUGAGUGCUUCAGAGUGGUGCAGUGGAGGGCUGGAGAGAGCGUUGAGCAGGAUGAAUGUCUCUCAGCCGUCCAGCAGUCUGGCAUCUCUCCAUCCUGCCCCCUCCGCAGUCCACUUGGAGGAGGGGACAUUUUUAUUGUUUUUUACCUCAUGUCAGGCAGUGGUUUGGGAUUCAGACACACUGCCUGUGGUGCUCUUCCUCUCUCUUCCCUGGAGAGGAACUCCAUUGCUUUUUCUUGUUUAUAGAAUUUUAAUGAUUCUAAUUAUUGCUAUUAUUAUCAAUAUUAUUAUGAUUGCUAUUGUUACUGUCAAUGUUGUUAUUACAGGUAUUAUUAUAAUGAAGACUUGUUUUUUUAAUUAUUGCUGUUUUCAUUAAUGUUAUUAUUAAUGAUGUGAUUGUUUUUGGUUAUGUUUUUUUUUUUUUUUAAUCAAUCAGUCUGAGUCAAUCAGACAGUUGCUUUUUCCAUGUUUGGAAAACAUGUACCCUAUUUUCUGUUUGAUCUUCUUUGUUCUUUUCAAUCUUCCAGCUGUACUGAGAGGAGGAGCAAUUAUCUACCUGACAAGACAGCAAAUCGAUAUUACAGUAACCAUACAUACAUAUCUGUAUAUUUACAAUAUACAGAUGCGUAUUUUUAAGCUAGUUAUGGCAGAGGGAUAAUUACAAUUAUUAUUGACCUGGGCCUCAAUUUCCUAGUUUUGGCUAGUGUAAAGAUUGUGUCAAAAUGUUCAUUGCUAAGGCUGAAAUUGAUUGAGUUUACCAGCAUCACUGCACAGCAUAGACACACUGUACCAGGGCUGGCCAACAUUUGUUUUUAAUUGCUUGGAACAUGCAUAUAAAUUCUCUACGUAUUUCUGUCAGGUUUUCCCCAUUAGCUGGGUAAACCUGUGCACUUCAUCCUCCCAACAAAGUGUACAAAUUAAAACUAUUUUGCUUGUCUACAAAACUGGUGAAAGUCAGUCAGUGGUCAAAGCAGUAUAGUGUAUGACAGAAUUAUCAGUUGUAUUUGCACUGAUACCUUUUUGAUGUGUUUAGUGUAACAAGCAGAAUGUGUAAAAGUACACUUUUAAAAAAACGUGGCUGCCACGGUAUUGGAGAGCAGAGCCCCUACAAGGCUAAAACUAAAGUUAUAAACAAAACCAAUCAUCAUGGUGAGGAAAGUAGUAAAACAAACCCAGGUUGAAAAUAAUUGAAAUCACCCUUUUUAACCACAUUGGGAGAAAAUGUUGCUGCUUCUCUCGGAUGAUGUGCUCCUCCUCCUCUUGUACACCCCUUCAGCUUUUGCCUGGUGCUCAACUUCCAGCUCUGAUUGACUCUCAUUCCGCAACUCUCCAUCGCAGUUGGUGCUGAACUUAGGUGCUCUAUCACAUAAUUGGCUCAACUAGCACUAGCAAGUAAAUAUGUUUGUAUUGGCUGCGGUCGAGUACCAGAAUGACUUAAGGUGCAGAAAAAUUGUCAUGCUAAGAAAAGUAUAAUGAAUUGUCUUACACAUGCUUUCCUUUGCUGCACAUAUCUGGUACUUCACAGAGGCUAACAUAACUGAUACAUUUUGCUAAUGUUAUGUGGCCCAUAUCUGCAAUCACCACAUACAAAUGGAACAGGAGACACACUUUAUCUUCCUUCAACAUUCUAGUUUGAGUGAGCACUCCCCAGUGUGAACUCUAGAGGGCAGCAGUGAAUACCGUUUCAAAGUGGUUUGUACAAACAAGAGCUUCAGGUCCAUGUAAAAGCCAGUAUAGCCUUGCCUUACUGCUUCACCCAUUCAUGGCCAGCAGAGGGAGCUCUCCCACCCUUUUAGCUGAUCAUGCAUGGCAGAGCUAAAGGCAAAGCUGGUCUUUGUCCCACUGCGGCUCAAAUGUGAAUGAAGUCUGGAGAUGCUUUUAGGAAGAGCAGAACGAAUCAGUGUUGGGACAGCAGUGAUUUUGGUGCUCCUACACACACUUGGUGCUCUCCUAUUACACUUGAUUUACUGUGAAGGGCCCACUCCUUCCUCUGCGUGGUGCUGUCAUCUUAGAGCAGAGCGAGGCGUGUCCUUCAGCAGGCACCUUGUCACCACAGAGCCAGCCAAUCAAAGUGGCCGCAUUAGGGUUGCAGCUCUGUCAUUCAGCUCAAGAACUGGUUCCUUUUGAGGAGUUUUUGCAGUUUACACUGUCCAGGGCUGAGAAAGCACAGUCACUCAAUGCGGUUUUUGUAACCCUUUCAUAGAGAAGACUGAGAGUAAAAGGGAGUCCCUGUAGCUUCUGGAAGUUGGCUCCAAUAAUCAAUGAAUCUCUCGCUGUGUGAGUGAGUGAGUGAGUGAGUGAGUGUGUGUGUGUGUGUGUGUGUGUGUGUGUUUGUGUGCACAUGCGUGCUUGGACAAAAAUUACAAAUGCUUGGGUGUAUGAAAGAGAGAGACUUUGAUAGCCUGGAUAGAAUCCCUUACAUCGUUUUGAUUUUCUCUCCAUCAACCAUGUGACUAUUUGAUUCAUAUAAGUCUAAAAUGAGCAACUAAAAGAACUCGAUACAGGCUGACUCCUGGCCGCUGGGUGGUUGUUUAGGUCGAGGCCCUGGUCUACUCUCCGAAGGUCUCCAGCUCUCUACCUCACGCUGUAGAGACACUGGUCACAAUCACAACUUGCUACUGAGGGCAGAGAAUCAUGCAUAUGUCUUUUUGUGUGCUUUAGAUAUCCACACUCAUUUUAACUUGCUUUUUUGUUUUUUGUUUUUUUUACUCUUAUUUAUUACUACAUGGUGAUGAUGAUAAUGAUUGUCUUUGAUGUUAUUGCUUUUUUUCAUCUUUUUUUAUAUAGCUAAUACAAAUUGUACAUAGAAAGAAAAAGAUUUAUAAAAGCACUUUUAAUCUUGAUUUUAAUGACAAAAAGAAAGAGCCGAUUAUUGACAACUUGAAGCUUAGGUUUUUUUGGGUUUUUUAUUUUCUCAAGAGAGAGAUAAAAAAAAAAUGUAAAUAUUAAAAUAUUUAGGUAAGAUUAUUUAACUGGUGAGGAUAGUAACUGAACCAUGAAUGACAAGGGGGUAUUUUGAAGUCUCUGACAGCCCUCAACAACAGUAAACAACACUUGGUCCCAAUGUGUUGUGUGUAAACGUGUGCUUAGUAACACUGCUGUUUUGCUUUCGUAAGUACUGUACCCCUUGUCAGCAUGUCACUGACAGAGACCUGACACUUUCUAAAAACAAGUUCAUUUGCCCCAACUAUGUAACAUGAGACAACACUUGACUUACUCACUGGCGACAGUCAAAAUAACUGGAGGAUCCCCCAUGUUGCAUUUCUCUGACCAGAACCUCAUAUCUAGUAAAAACAUGAAUUUUACUGUUUUAAAAAGCUUGCCUGCGACUCAUUGCUAAUUAAUGGCAAUAUCAUAUUUCGAUAUAAGCUUGAAAAUACCAAAAUUGUAAUUAUGUGGUACUCAAUAAUAUUGAUCUAUUGUCAGUAAACAAUUAAACUGACAUGUGCUGCUUGCUGAUUAAAUUAAUAGUUUAAGAUUUGUGAAAUAAGCUCAUUUACUUUCUUGUUGAGCGUUAGACUGGAAGAUGGACACCACUCUCAUGUCUGUAAGCCGAAUAUGUACCUGGAGCUAGAAGGCAGUUAGCUUAGCUUAGCAUAAAGACUUGAAACAGAGGGAAACAGCUAGCCUGACUCUGUUGACAGGUAACAAAAAAGCUCACUAGAACAUUAUGGUUUGUUUUUUAAUCAAAACCUGGAGUCUAAACACGUUGAUCUGUAAUUUUUCGAUUCUUUAUUCUUAGCAAACCUGCUACUGCUACUGGCUGUAGCUUUAUGUAUAGCAUUCAGAAAUGGGAGUGAUCAAUCUUCUUACUAAAGCGAUUAAACUAAUUUCCCAAAAUGUUGAACUAUUCUUUUAAUAUCAGUAGAGUUGCUCUUGAUAAAUUUACCAACGAUACUGUGCAGGACCGCAUCCAAAGAGGAGGAUGUUGAGGAACAUAAUGGUAGUUGCAGAGCCAGUCUGAGGUGAAUCAGUGGACAAUGUUUUAGCGAGUUAUAGCCCAGCAAUCUUUGUUAGUUGUGUUAGACUAUCAGGUAAGAGACUGCUCCCUGCUUCUUUAGAUGUAUCUAUCAUUAUAUAUCCACUCUAGUUCUCAUUAUAGUAUGUAUGCACUUGGCACUCAUGACACCCCUGUUUCAUUUGUAAUUCUUUAUCACAUGAUACAAACAUCACAGCCAACAGGUAGAGGGGCUGGGACUAGCACGGCAGCAGGGCCCACAUUACACACAGACACACACACUUGCCUAACAAUGGGAUGGGUGCUAGGGAAACAGUGUACAUGAAACUGAAUAACUUUGUAAAUGUCUAAAUGUCUCACGAGUUUGGUGGAUGGUUCUCAUGAGAGGUGCCACCUCCCGAGCGCGUACCGAAAUGGGGUCAGCUGGUGCUAUGAUGCUACACCUUUAGAUUCACUGUGUAAAAAAAAAAAAAAAACAAAUGUGAGGGAUAAAUGAUCACCACAGAUAUUUUUCUGAGCUCUUUGAAUGUCAAGAGAACUAUACUUUUGAUUCAAGCAGUUUCACAUGAUCAGAAGCUGCCCUGGUGCUGACUUUAUGAAAAAGUCUUUUGUUACAAUGCUACAAAUUUACAUCUCUUUUUGGGGGCAGGGGGGGCACUCAAACAGUUGAUCACAUUCUUUAUUAAUAUUCAUUCCAUAUUGUACUUGAACUCAUUUGAACUAGGAUGAGAUAAAGAGUCAUAUUAUAUGAGGACUGUUAUCUGGGUUUCAUAUUUGGUACAGCGCAAGUACCAAAGGCUGUUGAAAUAAUCUUUUGAGUAUGUUGUACAUGUUGAUGGUAACUGAAUGCUAAGAUAUCUGAACAAUACAAGAAAAACAAUUGUGUACUGCCUCCCUCUUCCUCUACCCAGUCAUGCACUUCCUUUACUCCACCCCUCUCUUUCUCGGAACACCUUGUAUAUUUUGUCUUUCUCUCAUACACACAAACAUAGAUAUACAUAUGCGUCUCACUGUGUAUGGCCCACUUUUAGAAGUCUAUUGAACACAUCAUUGAACGAACACUCCAAAUUUAGGGUAGAGACUCAGACCCUGGCCCAUAGAAAAAAUAUAAAUGAACCUACAAAACUGGCAGCUACAUUCCUUUUUGAGUUUUAGGAUUGUUCUUGGUUCAUUAUUUUCAUGUCAAGGAUGCAGUAUGUAAAAAAAAAGUGUUUUUGUUCAGUCUCUCUCUCUUUGUAGCUGUAUGGUGUAUUAUGUGAAUACAUAGUGUAUGUGGUAAAAACCCCACAAUAUUGUUUUAUGUUGCGCGAUAAAUAAAAACAUUGAAGUGUG